CUGCAGAUCACCAGUCUUCAUUCACUCAAUGCCUUCCUGCUGCCAAUCAAGACCGUGGGAGUCCAGGGUGACUGUCGGUCCUAUAGCUAUGUGUGUGGGGUCACCAGUAAAGAGGCUCCACACUGGGAAUCCCUCAUGUUCCUGGCCAGACUCAUCCCUCGCAUGUGCCACACCAUCAACAGAGUUGUGUAUGUAUUUGGGUCCCACGUGAAGGAGCCCCCUACAGACGUCACCCCCACCUUCCUGACCACGGGCGUUCUCAGCACACUCAGACAGGCGGACUUCGUGGCCCACUCCAUCCUCAGAGAGUCUGGUUACUCUGGGAAGAUCAGUCAGAUGCCGGUCAUCCUGACACCGCUGCACUUCGAUCGUGAUUCCUCACAGAGGCAGCCGUCCUGUCGGCGCUCUGUGGUCGUCAGAACUUUCAUCACCAGCGACUUCAUGACCGGGAUACCAGCCACGCCAGGAAAACACAUCCCUGAGGGAGGUAAUGAGGUGGUGCUGAAGAUGGUGAAUGAGAUCAAGAAGAUCCCUGGCAUCUCCCCCGGUGAUGUUCGACCUGACCUCCAAACCUCCCGGUACCACAGAGUGGGAGUAGAGCUCACAGAGAGGGAGAAGGGAGUGACCGGCAGACCACCCCUGUCCCGCCUGGAUCCCAGGGCCCUGAGAGACCGGGACCCAUCCUUGGAAAAGAGGACACCCACAGAACAGAAGUAG
Molecule: messenger RNA, 717 nt
Organism: Oncorhynchus gorbuscha (pink salmon)
Lineage: Eukaryota; Metazoa; Chordata; Actinopteri; Salmoniformes; Salmonidae
Product: GMP synthase [glutamine-hydrolyzing]-like
Exons: 6
Coding region: 136-717 (193 amino acids)
Source: RefSeq, a predicted model, not a curated record